Messenger RNA from Theobroma umbraticum, 2628 nucleotides. Its product is annotated as transcription factor MYB97-like. The record is from RefSeq and is a predicted model, not a curated record. NCBI's taxonomy places the organism in Eukaryota, Viridiplantae, Streptophyta, Magnoliopsida, Malvales, Malvaceae.
AAAUGAAAAAAAGGAAGAGAGGGGCAAAAUGGCAAAUGAAAUGGAAGCCGCCUAUUAGGGUCUACCAUUGAAUUUUACCUCGAAAUUGUUAAAACACUGCUUUGCCAAGGCCACCCUUUAUGGGGUCUCACUCCAAAGCCACCCUUCCUUCCAGGGCUUAGGAGAGAGACCCUCCCACCCUGAAACCCCUUUCCUUCCUUCCUAAGAAGCAUCAGACAAAAACAAAACCAUCUUCCUCUUUGCUUUUUCCAAGGUUGUCUUUUGUCUUAGGACAACCUUAGAAAGGGGCAAAAGCCCGAACCCCCAUUUGAGUUUCUUUAAUAGCUUGUGUAAUCAAGGACAAAGACUUCAUUUCUUUGUUCUCUUCUGGCUUUCAUUUUCACCUUCUCAACCACAAAACCUACUUCAAAAAGCCCCAUAACUUCUUCUUCUUCUUCUUUGGUUUUCUGUUUUCUUUCCCUUCUGAUCUAAGGGAGGGAAGAGAAGGGGAAGAAAGGAAAGAUAAGGCAGCAGCUAGCCCACGAUCACCACCCACCCCAAAAACUCUCCAUUAAACCCCAAAGAAAGUCCAAAGAAGAACAGAAAUAUUACUAUUGUAUAACGUGGGAGAAUAGAAAAGAGACAAAAGGGGAGAUGAUGCUGAUGAUGGGAGGAAACAACCAAGUGACUACACAAAACGAGGGUGGUGGGACCUCGGACAUGCACAACAGCUGCGUAGAAGGUGGCUUAACGUUGAAAAAAGGGCCGUGGACGGCGGCGGAGGAUGCUGUGUUGGCGGAGUACGUGAGGACUCACGGUGAAGGGAACUGGAAUGCAGUGCAGAAGAACACAGGGUUGGCACGUUGUGGGAAGAGUUGCAGGCUCAGGUGGGCUAACCAUUUGAGGCCUAACUUGAAGAAAGGAGCUUUCUCUCCUGAAGAAGAAAGGAUCAUCGUCGAGCUGCAUGCUAAGAUGGGGAACAAGUGGGCUCGUAUGGCUACUCAGCUACCAGGGAGAACAGACAAUGAAAUCAAGAACUAUUGGAAUACAAGAGUGAAGAGGAAGCAGCGCCAAGGGCUGCCACUUUACCCUCCUGAAAUCCAACCCCUCUAUCCCCAACACCACCAUUCACAACCAACAACACCCAUCCCUUCCUCUCCAACCCUGCAGUCACCUUCCUCUUUCUCCUUCCAAACUCCCACCACUCUCCACCGUGGCUCAAUGCUGUCACCACCACCUCAUUCUUUCCAUCUCCCGCGCUCAGCUUCACAACCUCUCCUCCAUAUUUCGCACCAUGCGGCGGCAGCAGCAGGGCCAACACCCUUUCUCCUUAGUCCAAGUCCGGCCUCAACGCCGCCUCCUCUUCCUAGCCCCACCCCUUCAACACCACCAUCUACCUCUCCACUCCCAUCUCCCCCUGCCUUCUCAACUCUCCCUCUCUUUGAUUCUUCCACAUUCAACACUUCCACUUCUAAUAGCACCACCGUCAAUGCUACUUCUUCUGAUCACUUCUUCUUCCCCAGAACCUUACCUUCCCUCCAAACUCCACUUCGCUACAAGCGGUUCAAGCAAAAUAAUGAUAAUGCUGAAAGUAAUAAUAACAAUCAUAACAUUACUGUGAAUGGCAGCAACAGGAUCAUAAAUUCGAGCUUCAUGUUCCCACUUUCUCCAUUGGUGAAAAGUACUGAUGUUUUCAAACCUCAUACUACUGUUGCUGCCACUGCUACUACUAGUUCAUUGACCCCUCAACACUACCCUUCAUUUUCCUUGGAUCCAAUCACACUCGAUCUUGCUUCAUCCUCAAGGAUUCUCCGUCCCCAUUUCGAUUCAGGACAAUUCAUUUCGACUCCUGGAGUUGCUUAUCCGUUGAAAACGGAGCUCCCUUCAUACCAAUUGUUGUCCCAAGAUGGAAAUUCUGAGGUUACUCUCCAUGCCAAUGAAGUAAAUAACUAUAGCAGCAAUUAUCACAGUAGCAACUACCCCAACUUGAGCAUGCCUGUUAGCGGAAACGGGUUGUUAGAGGAUAUGUUGGAAGAAGCACAGGUUCUGACAGGCAGCAAUGAUCUGUUGACGAGGCAGGGUGGUUUGGUUGACUUCAGCUCAAGCUCUGAGUGUUUAGCUUCAGUAUUGAAACCAAAAGAAGAAACACAAGAGCAGAUCAACACCACGCACGAAGACUACUCCAAGCUGCUCAAUAUUCUUCCUUCUUCCAUGCCAAUCCCCGAGUGGUAUAGCGACAGCGGGGAAGGUUCCAACGGGCAAUCUUCAGUUAUAACAGAUGAUAAUCUAGGCCUCGAGAUGCAUCAAAUAGCUUCAUUAUUGCCUGUUGAUCACAUUGCACCAGGAGACCUAGCUCCCGCUCUCGGGACAACUUGCCUGGAAUUUGCUGAGUCAAAUUAAGAGGAAACAAAAAAUGGGUCUAAAAUCGCUAGGGUUUUGCUUGUUUGGUCUUUCUUUGUCUGGUUUGAUUAUGUUUGUUGUACUAAUGAGAGCAAUAUAACAAUCAAAAUGAACUUUUUCAGAACUCAAGCAUCUGAUGAUCUUAUGUUAUUCUUGUAUUAUCAUUAAUUGUUAAUCAACACUUGUCUUGAUUCCUUUCAUUGGAGAAGAUCAGCCAAGCUUUCUUCCAAUUAUGAUGUAAUCUUAUAA